This is a messenger RNA of Micromonas commoda, 264 nucleotides long. RefSeq lists its product with no specific name. The transcript is spliced from 2 exons. The coding region runs from base 1 to 264 and encodes 87 amino acids. The record is from RefSeq and is a predicted model, not a curated record. Lineage: Eukaryota; Viridiplantae; Chlorophyta; Mamiellophyceae; Mamiellales; Mamiellaceae.
AUGGCGAAAAGCCUUGUCGCCACCUUCACGUUCGAGGGCGAGGAACCCAAGACGGUGUCGACGGAAGUCAAAGGCAAGCUCUCAGACGCACUCCUAGACUUCAGGGCUGCUUGCAUGGAGCACCUAACAUCAUACAUCAGUGCACAGAACAAAGAUGGAACAGGCGAGGUGAACGACGACGCCUUCGCAGACAAUAGCGAUGUGGAGGAAGAUAAUGUGGAUGCGUUUCUCAAGGGUAAAAAGAACAAGCGACAGAAGACGUAG